AUACGGCUCGUAAAGUGUAAAGUUAACUUCUUGUAUAAAUUGUGUUCUAUAAAUCAAUCGACAGAUACUUUACAGUGGUGUUUAUUUUUGCAUUUCAUGCAAAUUGUGAUAAAUAAUUUUAUAAUAAAUAAAAUUUCCUUUUACAUGAUAUUAAGCAAGUCCUGUUAGCGGGUGCGCGUAUGUAAAACAAAUGUCUUUUUUGCGACGAUUUUUUGGUAGUUCAUCUUCCAGCGCGUGGUUAAGAGCUCUUGUUAUUUGCUUUUGUUUAGCUUCAACUUUCCUAAUAUUUUCAAAGCCUGAUAAUAACAACUCCGCACAAAAUGAAGAGCAAAGUAUUACGACAAAACGGAUCAAUCAAGCUUUGCAAUUGCUGGAGGCCACCCGACAGAGAAAUGAGGAACUUAAACAAAUGAUUGAGAAUUUAAUGAGCGAAAAAAUAGACAAUAAUUCGGCUCAAAAAUUAAUACAAAAACUUGACUACAACAUGCGAAAUCCAAUUUCAAUGGGCGGUGUGAUGAGAUCGUAUGAUUCGGUUAUAUGCAAUGAGCCCAGUUUGGAAUAUGAAUUGAUGCGUCGUCGCAUUCAGAAUAACAUUGGGGAACUAUGGAAUUAUUUUAGCAGUGAAUUGGGUAAAAUACGUAAAAAAGUUGAGCGAGCUGUCCCUGAAUUGCAGCAUGAGAUUAACAGUAUUUUAAUUUUGGGAGCCGAACAUAAACGUUCCUUAUUAAGCGAUAUGGAACGUAUGCGCGAACUGGACGGUUAUGAAGAGUGGCGUCAUCAAGAGUCGAGAGAUUUAAGUGACUUGGUGCAGAGACGCUUGCACUAUUUACAAAAUCCUGCCGAUUGCUCGAAAGCCCGCAAGCUAGUCUGCAAAUUAAAUAAAGGCUGUGGUUACGGCUGUCAGUUACAUCAUGUAGUUUAUUGUUUUAUUGUAGCUUAUGCGACCGAGCGAACACUCAUAUUAAAAUCGCGUGGUUGGCGCUACCACAAAGGUGGUUGGGAAGAAGUAUUUCAUCCUGUUUCUGAUUCAUGUGUUGAUGCCGAGGGCGUGCAUGCCAACAGCUGGCCAGGUCGCGCAGACUCUCAAGUGCUUGUCUUGCCCAUUAUCGACUCGUUAGUACCGCGACCACCUUAUUUACCACUGUCUAUACCAGAGGAUUUGGCUUCACGUCUUAGACGCUUACAUGGUGAUCCGAUAGUCUGGUGGGUGGGACAAUUUCUGAAAUAUUUGCUACGUCCACAAAAGAGUAUCAAAAACUUCCUGGUAUCGGGGGCAACAAAAUUGGGCUGGAGUAAGCCGAUUGUUGGAAUACAUGUGCGACGCACUGAUAAAGUAGGCACAGAGGCUGCUUUUCACAGUAUCGAAGAAUAUAUGACGCACGUUGAAGACUACUUUUUAACAUUAGAGACUAAUGGUACAAUGAUACCUCGUCGCAUAUUUCUAGCUUCUGAUGAUGCUCGCGUAAUUGAUGAGGCACGAAAAAAGUAUCCACAAUACGAGGUAAUUGGCGACUCUGAGGUAGCAAGAUUGGCUGGUGUUUCAACCCGUUAUACGGAUAAUGCUCUAUACGGCAUUGUAUUGGAUAUACAUUUAUUGUCACUCUCCGAUUUUCUGGUGUGCACAUUUAGUUCGCAAGUAUGUCGGAUUGCCUACGAGAUAAUGCAAACUUUAUAUCCGGAUGCUGCGCAUCGUUUUAAAUCGCUGGAUGAUAUAUACUAUUACGGCGGUCAAAACUCACACAAUCGUCAGGCGGUUAUAGCACAUGAAGCACGGAAUCAUGAUGAAAUACAUAUGCGUAUUGAGGACAUGGUAGGCGUAGCUGGCAAUCAUUGGAAUGGAUUUUCAAAAGGCAAAAAUAUGCGUACCAAUCAAAUUGGUCUUUUCCCCUCGUUCAAAGUCAAUGAUAAAGUUGAGACAGUAAAAUUGCCCACAUACCCGAACGCAUAGAAUGAUAAUCCCAAAAUAAUAUUAGUAAAUUUUCACUUGUUUAAUAUGUUUUUUUUUUUUUUUUUUUUUUUUUUUUUUAUAUUUUCGUUCAGUUCAGUAGAAAAUAAGAGAAAAGGUUUUGAUAAAAUAAAUCGGAAAUCGGUGGCUGCACAAAGCCCCCAAACAGAGUAGGGAAGAGAGAAAAGAGGAACAUAUUGGGAUCCACACAAUUUGCAUAGUGCAAUAAGUUUAUAUAUAUAUACGUAAGUCUAUAUGCUAUGAAAGUAACUGUUAUAUUUUCAAUAAUUCUUAUACAAAAACAUUCGCACAAGUUUGACUUUCCAAAUUACAUGCGCACCCUCGCAUUUAGGAGAAAAGUUUUUAAAAACUAUUAUUGUAUUUUACCUCAAUUAUCUUUUACAUGCUUUUUAUUUUUUUUUAUUUUUUGUAUACAUUAUAUUUUAUUAAAAUUGGUUUAAUCGGCUCAUACAAAAUGAAAUUAAAUGAGAAAUUGAAAGAGAUUAUUUACACAUGUAUGUAUUUAAGUGCGUACGUGUGUAUCUAUCUACGUGUGUAUGUAUGUAUGGAUGGAUGGAUGGAUGUAUGUAUGUAUGUAUGUAUGUAUGUAUGUGUGUGUGUUUGCGUGCUUGCGUGUUUGUAUGCCUAUGUAUGCAAUAAACAACUAUUUGUUAUAAGCUACCACUCGCUCAUUCUAUUACUAAAAUAUCUAUUCAAACUGUAUCAGCGUAACCUUGAGUUUAAAGUUUAAGCCUAAGUUUAAAAAAAAA
Molecule: messenger RNA, 2715 nt
Organism: Glossina fuscipes
Lineage: Eukaryota; Metazoa; Arthropoda; Insecta; Diptera; Glossinidae
Gene: FucT6
Product: alpha-(1,6)-fucosyltransferase
Exons: 3
Coding region: 191-1948 (585 amino acids)
Biological process (GO): protein N-linked glycosylation
Cellular component (GO): Golgi cisterna membrane
Molecular function (GO): protein binding; glycoprotein 6-alpha-L-fucosyltransferase activity
Source: RefSeq, a predicted model, not a curated record